AUGUUUCGCGGUAAAAAAUUUGUCGGUGGGCGAGAUCGCACUAAGCAACGAAGGACAAGACAUACUACUCAGAAUGCCAAUGAUACCAUAGAAGUAAAAAAAGAUUUUGUCAAUAUUUUUUCGGAUGAAUUAAACCUUCAUGUUUUUAGGUAUUUAUCAGCGGUGGACGUAAGCAUAUGUUCUCAAGUUUCGCGAAAAUGGUGGCGAAUUGCCAACGAUCGCCAGAGUCUUUUUUUAUCAAGAUUUAAAGCUCCAAAUCGCCCUAAUCUUACAUAUCGUUUGGAAACUCUUCAAUUGACCCAAACUCUAUCAACUAAUCUACCUAAAUCUUCAAUAAUUGCUAAUAACGAAGGCAUAGGUGAAAAUGAUAUUUCAGAUAGCGAAGAUUGGAAAAAUAUAUAUCGAGUUAGUCACAAUUGGCAAACUGGAAAUUGUCAUGUUAUCGAUUUUAAACCUUAUGAUAAUUUGGUUCAAGAUCGUGAUCAUGUUCAAAAUUCCCUUUCACUUUUGACUGGAUAUAUUAAAAAUCAAGUGUUUUCAUUUAACACAAAUUCCAAUCCGCUUGUUCAAUUUACAAAACAUAUUAUUUUGACUGCUUCGUCCUCAAACCCUAACGGAAAUAAUAUCCCAGAAAUUCACCUAUGGCGAGCUGGCAAACAUAAUGAACAUAUAGAUACUCUGAAAAGCAUCAUUUUAUCUCGUAUUAGCGCAACUCACGGAUGUAAAAAUCCCAUCUAUAUAACAUGUUUAAAACUCGAUAGCAAUGAACGAGAUGACCAUUUAGGCGUAUGUAAAUUUGUUUCCGGAUAUUCAAAUGGUGGAUUUACCAUUUGGGAAUUUGAUACAUUAGAAAGGGACGAAAAUGAAAAACCUGAAAAUGACUGGAAGCAUCGAGAAUUAUAUACUAUCCCAAUAAUAUCAAAUAAUGCAAGUCCUUUAAUUGCUUGUUCUUUAGAUUCCCCAAUUCUGAUCACUUGUAACAAAGAUUUUGUACUUUCAAUUUAUUACAUUGACCUCAAAUCAAGAGAUAAAGAAAAACCAGGUUCAUCCAAGGACAAUAAAAACUUUUUCAUUUAUGAGAAUCUAGUCGAAUGCCAACUCAUACAUCAAUUGAAAAGUUUUGUUUGUUGGACACCUAUUGAGAUAUCAAUCAAGUGUUCCCAAGAGAAACUUGAUCAAUCAGCAACGAAUUAUGAUGUUGAACAGAACAUUUGGAUUGCUACAAUUGUUUAUUCUACCCCAAUGUACGGAGGGGGUUGGACCGCAGGCAUUCAAGAGAUUAAGUUUUCAACCAUUACGCUGCUUUCGACGAAGCAUUGUUCAUAUUUGCCAUCAUCAACAACUCUACCAUUUGUUUCAAUUGCUCCUAUAACAACAAUUACAUAUAAUUCUGGGCAAUUGGUUACAGCUCAUGCUGAUAAUACAUUACAAGUGUACUACGUGCUUGAUAACGGAAAGACUUUGGAAUGCAAGCAUGUUCAAACAUUGUACGGCCAUACAGGAAGUGUCAUGUCUGUUGCUAUGGAUGAAAAUGGUAAAUUGAUUACUGGUGCUAUGGAUCAAACCAUCAAGAUAUGGGAUUUAGGUUGGAAUCCAGAGAAAAAUUAUAAUCCUCAGAACAAUAAUGUUAAUGCACGAGAGUUGAAGGGAUAUCACUAUAAUCAUAAUGAUGAUUUUUCGUUCGUUGGAUUAAUUGCACGAAGAAAGAAACAUGGCGAAUGUAUUGUUACAUUAAAUGAUUCGUUGAGUCGAUUUAAUGACUCAAGUUGUAAUAUUUCUCAAAGUAAAAUAAAAAAUUGGGGCAUUAAAUGGGUUGGUUUUGAUGAGGGUAGAAUUGUGAGUGUCUGUAACGGUGAGGCAUUUGAUGAUCAAGAGGCGCAAAUGUCAAAAUCAUUACCAUCUCCGUCUGGAUGGCCAGGACUAUCCCUUUCUAAAAAUAUAAUAACAGGGUCUAAUUCCAAUGCAGACAUAGUGGAAGAAGCAGGAAUUGUUAAAGUUUGGUCAUUUUGUGAAUAG
Molecule: messenger RNA, 2016 nt
Organism: Racocetra fulgida
Lineage: Eukaryota; Fungi; Glomeromycota; Glomeromycetes; Diversisporales; Gigasporaceae
Source: the annotation of a GenBank genome assembly